Colletes gigas is the source of this 3116-nucleotide messenger RNA. It is a transcript of the gene Tace, whose product is annotated as ADAM 17-like protease. The transcript is spliced from 14 exons. Gene Ontology annotation, biological process: Notch signaling pathway; membrane protein ectodomain proteolysis. Lineage: Eukaryota; Metazoa; Arthropoda; Insecta; Hymenoptera; Colletidae. Gene Ontology annotation, molecular function: metalloendopeptidase activity. The record is from RefSeq and is a predicted model, not a curated record. Bases 720 to 2918 code for a protein of 732 amino acids. Gene Ontology annotation, cellular component: plasma membrane.
ACUUCGGAGAAUCGAUAAAAAUAGUAAAUGCAAUAUGCAAUACAAUGCAAGGUUCUCUUUUUGGUUCUCGCGUCGAACGUCAAUCCUUUCAUCGAAUCAGGGGCAAAUAUUCGUUUCUUAUCUCGAAUGACAUCGUUUUUUUCAACAACAGAUCUUGGCAGAUCUGGUAAUUUUAAAAUGACGUUGGACCUUUCAUGUUAUAAAAUAUCUGUGGUCGAAUUUAUUCGUUUAGAGUUUAUAAACGUUUGCACGUAGCGUGCCCAUUAAAACCGAAGUACCCGCCUUGCCAAGAGACUAACAACUGGCAAUUAAAUUCUUUUAAGUUUACAUAUCACUCAGAUUCGAAUUGCGAAAUAGGUAGUGCAUACAUCAUUCGUUUUUUCCGCCAUUUUAUAUAUUCAAAGCGUUCGAAAUCUCAACAUUGGCGUAAACAUCCGCGUAAUAAUCGGUAAAUAGUAAAGUUAAAUAGAGGAUUAGAUAAUGAUUUCAUUCGUACUUUAAUAAGGUUGCCAAUUAAAAGACUUGUGUAACGUAGAAAAGAAUGUGCUUGGCGUACCAUAUUUCAUUUGAACGAAACGAAUUAAUGCCUCCAAUUAUAUUUUGCCUAAAGAGCAUAUGUGAAAGUAAAAGGCAAGAAUGAAGUAUCCAUACAUAAGAUGAAGCAUAUCCUUCUAAAUAUAAUAAAUAACGUGUUGAUAGUAUGAGACAUUCCUACAGACAUGAAAAUUCGAAAUACAUUUCUAAUAUACUACAUGCUUUUUACUAUAGAAAACAUUUAUGGGCUUCAUAGAAAUUUAAAAUAUUAUGAAACCCUUCAUGCAUCCGAUCUUGAACACAGAAUUAUAAAGCGGGGCGUUCAACAUAGUUAUCAUCCUUAUAACAAAAUAAGCGAAUUAGAAUUUUAUUCUCAUGGACGAUCUUUUCGUUUAAUCUUAACGCCAAGAAGGGAAGUUAUUCAUUCCAAGUUUAAAGCGUACGAAGUAAAUGGCGAAGGAAAAGAAAAAACUAUACAUUUAGAUCAUGAAAGUUUUUAUCAUGGACGUGUAUUUGGUGAAAUUGACUCUCAUGCGCAAGUACAUAUCGAUAAUGGAAUUCUAACAGCCAGUGUUACAAUUUCUGAUGAAACAUUUCACAUUGAACCAUCUUGGAGACAUCUACCUCACUUAGGAAAUGAAACAAUGAUUAUUUAUAAAUCGUCAGAUGUUCAACUUAGUUGGGAACAUUUUCAAAACAAUGAAGGCCAUACACAUGGUGUUCCUAAAACCUGUGGAUAUGUAAAAGAAGAAUUAGGCAUUCUGAUAAACGACGAGGAAAAGACUGAAGAAGAAUCCAAUAAACUUGCCAGAACAAAAAGACAAACAGAAACUUACGAAUAUACUCCCACAAAAACUAGAUGUCCUUUGUUGUUGGUUGCCGACUAUCGUUUUUACCAAGAAAUGGGUGCUAGUAAUACAAAAACGACUAUUAAUUAUCUGAUCAGUUUAAUCGAUAGGGUACAUAAAAUUUAUAAUGAUACUUUGUGGCAAGAACGACAAGAACAAGAUGGAUUUAAAGGAAUGGGAUUUGUUAUUAAAAAGAUAGUAGUUCAUAAUGAACCAACUCGCGUAAGAGGCGGUGAAACACAUUAUAAUAUGGUUAGAGAAAAAUGGGAUGUACGCACGUUACUCGAGGUAUUUAGUCGGGAAUAUAGCCAUAAGGAUUUUUGUUUGGCUCAUUUGUUUACUGAUCUCAAAUUUGAGGGUGGUAUAUUGGGAUUAGCAUACGUCGGAUCACCUCGUAGAAAUUCAGUAGGUGGAAUCUGUACACCAGAAUAUUUCAAGAAUGGCUACACGCUGUAUCUCAAUUCAGGACUGAGUUCUAGCAGGAAUCAUUAUGGACAAAGAGUGAUUACAAGAGAAGCUGACUUAGUCACUGCACAUGAAUUUGGACACAAUUGGGGUUCCGAACAUGAUCCAGAUAUAACAGAAUGCAGUCCAAGUGCUAGUCAAGGAGGGUCAUACUUAAUGUACACGUAUAGUGUUAGUGGAUACGAUGUAAAUAAUAAGCGUUUUUCGCCAUGUAGUUUAAGGUCCAUUAGAAAAGUUUUACAAGCAAAGUCUGGUCGCUGUUUUUCUGAACCAGAAGAAUCGUUUUGUGGUAAUCUACGAGUCGAGGGAGACGAAGAAUGUGACGCAGGAUUAUUGGGAACAGAGGACAACGAUGCUUGCUGUGAUAAAAAUUGUAAACUUCGUAGAAAUCAAGCAGCAGUUUGUAGCGAUAAAAACUCACCCUGCUGUCAAGGUUGUGCGUUCAUGCCGUUAGGUGUAAAAUGUAGGGAUGCACAGUAUGCUACUUGCGAGCAAGAAUCGCGCUGUACUGGAGCGUCUAGCGAAUGUCCUAGAUCUCCACCACUGAAAGAUGGUACAGGUUGCUUCGAGAGAGGUCAAUGUAGACUCGGAAAGUGCGUACCAUAUUGCGAGACGCAAGGUCUACAGAGUUGUAUGUGCGAUACAAUUGGAGAUGCGUGUAAAAGGUGCUGUCGAAUGAGUUUAAAUGAGACCUGUUUUCCUAUAGAUCCACAGGAUAUUUUACCUGAUGGGACACCAUGCAUUCAAGGUUUCUGUAAUAAGGGUAUUUGCGAGAAAACAAUUCAGGAUGUAGUAGAACGAUUUUGGGAUAUUAUCGAGGACAUAAAUAUUAAUAAAGUGAUGCGAUUCUUGAAAGAUAAUAUAGUGGGGGCUGUCAUAAUUAUUACUGCUAUCGUAUGGAUCCCGACAAGUUGUAUUAUUAGUUAUAUUGACCACAGACGUAUUAAAGAAAGUGAAAAGAAAUGGCGCUGGAAGCAUACAGAUGAGCUUAUUCAUCCAGACGAACAAAGACAAGUUAUUUAUAUAAAUGGGCAACGGCAAAGGAUGCAACAGGUUACGCAACAAUCGUAAACAUUUAAUUUAUCCAUACCAUUUAUAUUCUUUAUAUUUGAGACAUUUCUAGUCAUAAAUGUUUUUAUCUGUUAUACUACAUAUUUUCUAUUUCUUAUCUUUAUAUAUUAAAAAAACAUUUUCAACGGGAAUAUAUAGUAUUAUUUCAAAUAUAAAUACAGUAAUAUAUGUGAUUUAAAAACAAAUACACUAAAUAUA